This is a messenger RNA of Micromonas pusilla CCMP1545, 714 nucleotides long. RefSeq lists its product as uncharacterized. Gene Ontology annotation, molecular function: enzyme regulator activity; calcium ion binding. The record is from RefSeq and is a predicted model, not a curated record. The transcript has 2 exons. The coding region runs from base 1 to 714 and encodes 237 amino acids. NCBI's taxonomy places the organism in Eukaryota, Viridiplantae, Chlorophyta, Mamiellophyceae, Mamiellales, Mamiellaceae.
AUGCAAGCACGCAAAAUCGCCCUGAGAGGCCGCGUCCGACAUGACAGCCACCCGUUCGUCGCCGAACCCCCCCAUUCCCGCGGCGCGCCGGCCGGCAGCGCACGCGGCCGAUCGACCUUCACCGCGCUCCGCGACCGACGCGUCUCGUCGCACCCCGCUCAGCAUCUCGCGAGGGGCGCGGAAGAGAUAGAGAGGAGGACGCGCGGGGGAAGGAUGAGCAGAGAGGGCAAGAAGAAGUACCUCACCGACGAGGAGCUCUCCGCGGAGUGGCCGUACCUGACGCGCACGCAGGUGAAGGAGUUCAGGGACGCGUUCGCCAUCUUCGACAAGGACGGCGGCGGGUCCAUCACCACGGACGAGCUCGGGGACGUCAUGAAGUCGUUAGGGCAGAAGCCGAGCCACGCGGAGCUGGACGCGAUGGUCAGAGAGAUCGACGCGGACGGGAACGGCGAGAUCGACUUCCCGGAGUUCCUGACGAUGAUGCUGCGCAAGAUGAACGAGGGCAACCCGGAGAAAGAGCUCAUGGACGUGUUCAUGGUGUUCGACAAGGACGGCAGCGGGACGAUCAGCGCGGAGGAGCUGCGAAGCGCGAUGCGCGUCAUCGGCGAGAAGCUCACGGACGACGAGAUCGAGGACGCCAUCAAGCUGGCGGACAGCUCGGGGGACGGAGAGGUGGACUACGACGAGUUCAUCAACUUCGUGUUGAACGACUGA